Messenger RNA from Anastrepha ludens (Mexican fruit fly), 243 nucleotides. RefSeq lists its product as uncharacterized. The record is from RefSeq and is a predicted model, not a curated record. The transcript has a single exon. The coding region runs from base 1 to 243 and encodes 80 amino acids. NCBI's taxonomy places the organism in Eukaryota, Metazoa, Arthropoda, Insecta, Diptera, Tephritidae.
AUGAAGUUUCUAGUUACAUUUUCGCUCUUGGUUUGCUUGAUUGCGUCCAGUCAGGCGCAGUUUGGAGGCGGUGGCGGUGGACCAGUGGGCGGCGGCGGUGGAGGACCAAUAGGGGGUGGUGGUGGAGGUCCAAUAGGUGGCGGCGGAGGUGGUGGUCCAAUAGGUGGAGGCGGAGGUGGCGGUCCCAUUGGAGGAGGAGGCGGUGGUCCUUUUGGUGGUGGCGGCGGCGGCGGUAGAAGAUAA